UUAAUCCGCAUUACGAUUAGCUUUCGAGUUAGUUUGCUACGCCAUCUCUUACAGAAUGGUAUCGACAUCGUUUGCUAUAACUUUCCUGAUAAUUCUACUCAAUUGGUACGAGUGGGCAACAGCCUUAACUGACGAUGCGAGAAUCGUUGGAGGAUAUGCCGACCGAAUCGAGAACGUUCCCUACACCGUUUCGAUAAGUAAGAGAGGUUUCGGCCAUUUCUGUGGCGGUAGUCUUAUCUCGUUGCAGUGGGUUCUUACGGCCGCACAUUGCCUAGUCGGUGAAGGGCCGGGAGACCUUUACGUUCGAGCAGGGUCCACUUACAAGAACACAGGUGGAAUACUUCGAAAAGUGAAAAUGGUUAUCCCACAUAAUCGUUACAGUAAGGACAUAAAGUUAGAUCUCGACAUCGGGCUGCUCCAACUACUUAGACCUUUUCCGGCUAACAAUGACUUCAUCGGUACGGUCCGUUUAAUUGGUCCUGCCGAGAUUGUGCCACCUGGUAGAGACUGUGUCAUUUCCGGAUGGGGAACCACCAAGCAAAAUGACGGCGAGCAUCAGGUACUGAAAAGUGCUAUGGUUAAAACGGUUACUCAAGCAGCGUGUCAAAGGGUACUGUAUCGAAAGAUCAUAACGAAAAAUAUGGUUUGCGCCGGUGCUCAGAGACACGACGCCUGCCAAGGAGAUUCCGGUGGUCCCAUGAUAUGUACCGGAAGCCUCACAGGGGUGGUGUCUUGGGGUGAGGGAUGUGCUACCGCAGGUAAACCUGGGGUUUACACAUCCGUACGUGAAUUGAGGCCUUGGAUCUAUGCUUAUACUGGAAUUGUGGUGAGCGUUUGCAUCGCAACCGGCAUUGAACUUAAUCGGCAUUACGAUUCGACAUCGAAUGAGUUUGCUAAGUCCCUUUCAUACAGAAUGACAUCGGCAGUAUCUACUUUAGCUUUCCUGAUAAUUCUUCUCAACUGGUGCGAGUGGGCAUCAUCAUCCGACUUGAGAAUCGUUGGAGGAUUUGCCGACAAAAUCGAGAACGUUCCCUACACCGUUUCGAUAAGUAAGAGAGGUUAUGGCCAUUUAUGUGGCGGCAGUCUAAUUACACUGAAAUGGAUUCUUACGGCCGCACACUGCCUACUGGAUGAUGGCCCGGGUAACCUUUACGUUCGAGCAGGGACCACUUACAAGAACAAAGGUGGAAUACUUCGAAGAGUGCAAACGACUAUCUCACAUGCUCUCUACACUACGCAGAAGUUAGAUCUCGACGUCGGGCUCGUCCAACUGUUCAGACCUUUUCCGGCAAACAAUAAUUUGAUCAGUACGGUUCGCUUAAGGGCUCCUUCCGAGAUUGUGCCACCUGGUGUAGAAUGCGUCAUUUCCGGAUGGGGAGACACUAAGGAAAAUGAUGGCCCGUAUCAGAUACUGAAAAGCGCUAAGGUUAAAACGGUCAGUCAAAUGAGGUGCCAACAGGCACUGUUUCGGCAGGUCAUCACAAAGAAUAUGAUUUGUGCCGGUGCUCAGGGACACGAUGCCUGCCAAGGUGAUUCGGGUGGUCCCAUGGUAUGUGCCGGUAUCCUAACAGGGGUUGUGUCCUGGGGUGAGGGAUGUGCUACCAUAGGUAAACCUGGAGUUUACACAUCCGUAAGUGAAUUGAGGCCCUGGAUCCAUACUUUCACUGGACUUUAAAACUAAUGCGGUUACAUGAGAUCAAUAAAUAGCAAACAACUUCUGAAAUCGUCUUAUUGCUAUUGCUCUUUCCAUGAUAACGUGAAACCAAGGUAAAAGGUAAAU
Messenger RNA from Aedes albopictus (Asian tiger mosquito), 1780 nucleotides. RefSeq names its product transmembrane protease serine 9. Gene Ontology annotation, biological process: proteolysis. Bases 56 to 1675 code for a protein of 539 amino acids. NCBI's taxonomy places the organism in Eukaryota, Metazoa, Arthropoda, Insecta, Diptera, Culicidae. The record is from RefSeq and is a predicted model, not a curated record. The transcript is spliced from 3 exons. Gene Ontology annotation, molecular function: serine-type endopeptidase activity.